Messenger RNA from Vigna umbellata (rice bean), 1635 nucleotides. RefSeq lists its product as uncharacterized. NCBI's taxonomy places the organism in Eukaryota, Viridiplantae, Streptophyta, Magnoliopsida, Fabales, Fabaceae. The record is from RefSeq and is a predicted model, not a curated record. Gene Ontology annotation, cellular component: plasma membrane.
UUUUAGAAAUGCAUGAGCGCGGAGAAGAGUGGAUGAAUAUAGAGAGAUGCAUGGCGGAGGUUGAAGAGAAAGAAAAAUAAGCAAUGAGCUAAAUAUAGAGAUAGUAAGAGUGAAACGUGAAAGUGGCCAAAGAAUGUGAAGAGAGAGUUGCUGAAAAACAGGGAGAACAGAUCAGAGUACUUGAGAUGCGGAUCUCAACUCAGGAAGAGGUAGAAGCCUCAGAGAAUAUAUAAGAGAUCCGAUAAUGUUUUCAAUGGUUGGAAAGUGUGAUGUAUGUGUGUGUAUGAAUGUAUGCAUUGAGGGAGCUGAAGAAGAAGAAGAAGAUGAUGAUGAUGAUGAUGAUGAAGAUGAGUAGUGCGCGUGUGUCUUACUGGACAAUGCUGCUUCUCUUCCUUGCAAUGCUGGAGCCUUGCCCUGUGGCGGCUUUUGACAUAACCAUACUCCUGUCGGAAUAUCCCUCAUAUUCCUCAUUCUCCGACUACCUCAAGCAAACGCAACUGACCGACGCAAUAAACGCCAGGCAGAGCGUGACGGUGUUCGCGGUGGAUAACACCGCCAUGGCUCCUCUCUCCGGGAAAUCAAUCCACCACAUAAAGACCAUCUUGAGCCACCACGUCGCGCUGGGCUACCUGGAUCUCCACCAAACUCAAACCAUCAGCGCCACCACGCUGUCGCAGGACGAGGGAGUGCUCCUCAAGAUCAACAACGGCGACGUCACCUUAGUGUCCGCCGCCAAGCCAAACGGCGUGGCCAGAGCCAAACUCAUAAAACCCCUCACGGCAGAAUCCGAGAAGCAGUGUAAUAUUUCGGUGGUGCAGGUAAACAGCCUCAUGAUAAACACCAAUCCGGAGGUUAUAAUCCCAGUCAAGUCACCUGUGCCGGUGAUAUCACCCGUACCGGUAAUCACUCCGAUUCCGGUCAAGUCACCCGUGCCGGUCAUUUCACCCGUCCCAGUAGUAUCGCUUGUUCCAACACCUACUCCGCUGCUAACACCAAUUUCCGCCGAUAUUAUAUCACCCGUUCCUGUAAUCUCCCCCGUUCCGGUCAAGUCUCCCGUCCCGGUCAUAACACCCGUCCCUGUAAUCUCACCGGUUCCGGUCAUCUCCCCCGUCCCGGUCGUAUCACCCGUCCCAGUAAUGACUCCUGUUCUGGUUAACCCCCCGGCGCCGGCAGUCUCUCCCGCCAUUCUGAUUAAACCCCCGGCUCCAGUAAUGCCAGCGGUGCCCGUAACUUCACCGGUUCCGGCAGUAUCACCUGUGAGAGUGCCGGUGCCUGUCCCAGUCCCGGUGCCGGUAAUGACACCAGCAGCUGGUGACGUGGUUGGGAGUCCCGGUUCUGCGGGUCCAGGUGACGGCUCUGCGGGUGAGACUGAAGCCGAUGGUAAACAUAAGUCAGGGGUGGUUCUGUUUAGCGUGAAUUGGUCUUUAGCUAUUUUGCUUGCUUUCUCCCUUUCACUAUUUAUUAAUUAUGAGUAUUGAUGGAUGAUUAGUAUGAGCAUUCCAGCAGUAGAUAUAGGAUUAGGACAAGGACAAUUAAUUCAUUCCUUUCUUUACCUUCUUUCUAUUAUUCCUGUAAUGUUUCUUAACUAUAUUACAUGCAUGCAUUGCAGAAUAAUACUUUAAUUUCUUUCUUCUC